This is a messenger RNA of Aureobasidium vineae, 747 nucleotides long. The record is from the annotation of a GenBank genome assembly. NCBI's taxonomy places the organism in Eukaryota, Fungi, Ascomycota, Dothideomycetes, Dothideales, Saccotheciaceae.
AUGAUCACAUUAGUCGCCUUUGACCUUGACGGCACACUUGCCGAGAGCAAACAGCCUAUCAAGCCCGAUAUGGGCGAAGCCCUCUCCGACCUGCUAUCUGUCUCAAACGUCGCAAUCAUCUCCGGCGGUGACUGGCCACAAUUCCACAAACAAGUCGCCAGCCGUCUGCCAUCUUCUGCGGAGCUCUCCAAACUGUGGCUGAUGCCAACAACCGGCACCAAGUUGUACACUUAUCGUGACGAUGCAUGGCAAGUCGUGUACGCAGAACUCUUCUCCGAGCAAGAAAGAGCACACAUCAUCAAGGCAUUUGAACUUUCAUUGGCUGCCACAGGCUUUACACCUGAGCAAACCUGGGGAGAAAGAAUCGAAGACCGUGGAAGUCAAAUCACUUUUUCCGCACUUGGACAGCAAGCACCAGUUCGCGAAAAAGAACAUUGGGAUCCUAACUUUGCCAAACGAAAGGUCAUUCAAGCAGAUCUGCGUACACGUCUUCCAGGCUUGUCUAUCAAUAUGGGCGGAGCAACUUCCAUUGACAUCACCAGAGAAGGUGUGGACAAGGGAUAUGGCUUGAAGAAACUUCGUGAUGCCAGUGGUAUUCCCUUGGAGCAAAUGAUGUUCAUCGGGGAUGCGAUAUUCCCUGGUGGUAAUGAUUAUCCUGCAAAGGAGAUUGGCUUGGAGACUGUGAGGGUCAAGGAUCCGGAUGGUACGCUUGCUGCUAUUGCUGGUAUUGUGGCAUGCCUCAGAUAA